AUGCCUUCACUCGGCGGCUUCCUCAAGAAAAAGCGAACGAGGGACAGCAAGGACAGCAACCCCGACCCCUCCACCUCCAACCCCACCAGCCCCGUCAUUGCAUCGGCCACCACCAAGCUCUUCGGCUCCGCGUCGUCGCAGCAGCAGCAGCAACAACAGCAGCAGCAGCAACGAUCCUCGGGAGGUACAGCCACUGCAGCCGCCCAGCCUGGCUUCGGGUCCAACGCGUCCUCGUCUGCGCCGCAGCAGGAGCAAAUGAACCCCCAACACGCCGGCGGGGUCUACGCCGCCGCGACCCAGCAGCACCACGACGGCCAGAACCUUCCUACCAUUAGCAACCUCAUAAACCAGCCUCAGAAUGAUGGCUCCUCCCUUCCCGCCGCCGUCGCCAGCAGCAACAACAACAACUUUGCGUCCCCGCCCUUCACUGCUCAACUGGGCCAUCAUAUCCAGCACCCCCCCAGCGCGAGCCCCGGCACCGACCCCUCUCGAAUGCAACAGCAGCAGCAGCAGGCAUACCCACAGCCUACGAUGCAACAGCCCGGUCAACAGCCGCCGGCGGCCGAUCAGCAUCUACAGCAGCAGCAGCAGCAGAUGCGCCCGCAGCAGCAGACGUAUCAGCCGCAUCACCAGCACCAGCUUAGCCAAUCGACACCCCGAGUCACUAAGGGCAAGUAUUCGUUGGGCGACUUCGAGAUACUGAGGACGCUCGGCACUGGUAGCUUCGGGCGAGUCCAUCUGGUUCAAUCGAAGCACAACCAACGGUUUUACGCCGUCAAGGUACUCAAAAAGGCCCAGGUUGUCAAGAUGAAGCAGGUGGAGCACACCAAUGACGAGCGCCGCAUGCUGAGUGAUGUUAAGCACCCGUUCCUCAUUACUCUAUGGGGCACUUUUCAAGACUGGAAGAACCUCUACAUGGUCAUGGACUUUGUUGAGGGCGGCGAGCUCUUUUCGCUACUGAGAAAGUCGGGGCGCUUCCCGAACCCUGUUGCCAAAUUCUACGCGGCGGAAGCUACGUUGGCGUUGGAAUACCUGCACUCCAAGAACAUCAUCUAUCGAGACCUCAAGCCCGAAAACCUCCUGCUAGAUCGGCACGGCCACCUUAAGAUCACAGACUUUGGAUUUGCCAAGCGUGUGCCGGACAAAACAUGGACUCUUUGCGGCACUCCGGAUUACCUCGCCCCCGAGGUCGUCUCUAACAAGGGAUAUAACAAGUCUGUGGACUGGUGGUCUCUUGGUAUCUUGAUAUACGAGAUGCUGUGCGGCUACACACCGUUUUGGGACAACGGUUCACCGAUGCGAAUAUACGAAAACAUCCUCAAGGGCAAGGUCAAGUACCCGGCCUACAUCAACGGCGAUGCUCAGAAUCUCUUGGAGCGGCUCAUCACCGCAGACUUGACGAAGCGUUUGGGAAAUCUGUACGGAGGUUCGCAAGACGUCAAGAGCCAUCCUUGGUUCGCCGAGGUGACGUGGGAUCGACUGGCGCGAAAGGACAUAGACGCUCCCUACACCCCCCCCGUCAAGGCGGGUCAGGGAGACGCCAGCCAGUUUGACAGAUAUCCCGAGGAUCCAGAAAAAUAUGGGCUUCCUGGCGGAGCCGACGAGUUCGGGAACUUGUUCACCGAAUUUUAA
This is a messenger RNA of Purpureocillium takamizusanense, 1632 nucleotides long. Its product is annotated as cAMP-dependent protein kinase. The transcript has 4 exons. Lineage: Eukaryota; Fungi; Ascomycota; Sordariomycetes; Hypocreales; Ophiocordycipitaceae. Gene Ontology annotation, cellular component: cAMP-dependent protein kinase complex; nucleus. Gene Ontology annotation, molecular function: ATP binding; cAMP-dependent protein kinase activity. Gene Ontology annotation, biological process: peptidyl-serine phosphorylation. The coding region runs from base 1 to 1632 and encodes 543 amino acids. The record is from RefSeq and is a predicted model, not a curated record.